Saprolegnia diclina VS20 is the source of this 861-nucleotide messenger RNA. RefSeq lists its product as hypothetical. The transcript has 2 exons. The coding region runs from base 1 to 861 and encodes 286 amino acids. The record is from RefSeq and is a predicted model, not a curated record. NCBI's taxonomy places the organism in Eukaryota, Oomycota, Saprolegniomycetes, Saprolegniales, Saprolegniaceae.
AUGUCGGAUCGCUUGAGCGUCGAGCAGCGGGCGAUCGGCCGCCACGUGCUCAGCGAAUUGGACAAAGCGGUCGCCAGCAUCAAAGCGAAUCAUUUCGCAUGCGCUCAAGAGACGGACAGCGCACACCGUGCGUUCCAUACGCUGGGCAUCGAGAGUGACCUCUCUCUUUCAGCCAUUGAAACCGAUGCGUGCGUGGAAAAAACCGACGCCACGAAGGUCGCGCGCUUGCGUUGGGCGAUUCAGCUGGGCGGCUACGAUCGCAACGACAAGGUCCACCUCGUCUAUACGGACGGCAAGUACUACAUCCUCGAUGGGCGGCACAGCGUCGCCGCGCUCCGUGAGCUUCUCGCGGCGUUGGUACCGAUCAACCUCGAUGUCGAUGAGCGCGGCACGACCAAGGUGCCGGUGGUGAUCCACGCGCCAGAGAACGCGGUCAACGUCGCCACGGCUCUCCACGCCAAGUCCAAGCAAAAAAUUGCGAUGUUCGUCAGGCAAGCCUUCCUUUGGGACCAGUUCCUUCCGUGGAAGGUGAUCAAGGAGUCGCGAUCGAAAGCAAGCAUUUUCGCGGCGCGCCUCUUUCUUCUCGACGUCGCCGAGUUCUUUUACCUUCAAGUCGACGACCCAAAUGAUUUUCGGAGCCGUGGCAGCAAAGACAUCUACCCGAAUAUCGCGUCCUCGCUGCGAGACGCGUGCAUCUUUCUCAUGAAGAGAGUGUUCCCGCGCUUCAUCAACCGCUGCGAAGAGCUCCAGCCGCACCCCGACUCGAUCAUGGCCCGCGACAUUCUCAAGCUCUUGCUCCAGCUUGUCGUCUACGAGCAACUCAACGCCGAGACGUUGAAAGCGUUUCUUCCCAAAAUGUAG